Cydia splendana is the source of this 1565-nucleotide messenger RNA. Its product is annotated as cytochrome P450 6B6-like. The coding region runs from base 36 to 1565 and encodes 509 amino acids. The record is from RefSeq and is a predicted model, not a curated record. Lineage: Eukaryota; Metazoa; Arthropoda; Insecta; Lepidoptera; Tortricidae. Gene Ontology annotation, molecular function: oxidoreductase activity, acting on paired donors, with incorporation or reduction of molecular oxygen; heme binding; monooxygenase activity. The transcript is spliced from 2 exons.
CUACUCAGUUCUACUUUGUGUUACAAGCAGUAAACAUGAUUCUUGUACUAGUAGCGUUAUUGGUAAUUCUUGUAUACUAUUUCGGUACCCGGAACCACGACUACUGGGCCAAGAGGAACGUCAAGCACGACCCGCCCGUGUUCCUAUUCGGAAACAACUUCAAGGGCUUCUUCGGACGGAAAAGCUUUUCAGAGGUAGCCAAUGACUUAUACAACCGGUUCCCUAACGAGAAAGUUGUCGGUUACUACAGAGGAUCCACUCCCGAGCUGUACAUAAGAGACCCAGAUAUAGUGAGGAAUAUAUUAAGCAAUGACUUCGCAUAUUUCUAUCCACGGGGCCUCGGCAGGAAUACGGAGGUGGAGCCGUUGCUAGCGAAUCUGUUCCACGCAGACGGCGACCUGUGGAAGCUGAUGCGGCAGCGGCUGACGCCGGCGUUCACCACCGCGCGACUGAAGGCGAUGUUCCCGCUGGUGGUACGGUGUGCGGAGCGGCUGCAGGGCGUGGCACGCGCGGCUGCGGUCCGCCCCGGCGCCUGCGACGUGCGCGAACUCAUGGCGCGCUUCACCACCGACUUUAUUGGCGCCUGCGGCUUCGGCGUCGAGACCGACUCACUUCGCAACGAAGACUCCCAUUUCAGAAAGAUCGGCGGGCUCAUAUUUAUCAGACCGGUCCCGAUCGUAAUAAAGCACAUGAUGUGGGAACUUUUCCCUCCGCUAAGAUCCUACAUUCAUGUAUCGGAUCGGAAACUCGAUGAAUCUCUUUUUGAUUUCGUAAAGAAUAUAAGAGAUGUUAGGCAAUGCAAGCCCUCCGGCCGCCAUGAUUUCAUAGACCUGCUCCUGGAAUUAGAAGUCAAGGGAAAGAUCGUAGGAGAAUCAAUUGAGCACCGGAACCCGGACGGGACGCCUGUGACUGUGGACAUGGAAAUGGAUUUGAAAAUGAUGGUAGCCCAAGUGUUCAUAUUCUUUGCCGCGGGUUUUGAGACGUCCUCAUCGGCCACAAGUUAUACUUUGCACCAGCUCGCGUUUGAACCUGAAUUACAAUUAAAAAUACAAUUGGAGAUCGACGAAGUUCUAAAGAAAUAUGAUAAUAAAUUGUGCUACGACGCCGUGGCGGAGAUGACGCUACUGAGCAUGGCUUUCAAAGAGGCACUAAGGAUGUUUCCGUCGCUGGGCGUGCUGAACCGCAAGUGCGCUCGACCUUACACGUUCCCUGAGCUGGGGCUGACCGUGGACCCCGGAGUGAAGAUCGUGGUGCCGGUGGAGGCCCUGCAGAACGACGAGAAAUACUUCGACAACCCGCGGGAUUUCCAACCUGAGCGGUUCACUCCUGAGGAAGUGAAGAAGCGACACAAAUACGUAUAUUUACCCUUCGGCGAUGGACCCAGGGCGUGUAUAGGUUCGCGUCUCGGAGAGAUGCAGUCGCUGGUUGGCCUAGCAGCGGUCUUGCAAGUAUGCAGGAUAGCACCAGCGCCGACCACAAGACGGGUGCCGCCUGUGGACUCGACGUCUAAUGUCGUGCAGGCCGUGAGAGGCGGGCUGCCGCUCCAGCUCACAGUCAGGCAAUGA